Messenger RNA from Paramecium sonneborni, 1322 nucleotides. NCBI's taxonomy places the organism in Eukaryota, Ciliophora, Oligohymenophorea, Peniculida, Parameciidae. The record is from the annotation of a GenBank genome assembly.
AAAAAAUAAAAUGCUAACAAAUGAGUUAAGUAGUAUGUCAAAUCAGAAUUAAGUAAAGGAUAAUAAAGAGGUUUGUUUUUAAUUUAAUUAUUUUUUAAAGUAAGCUUAUUAAUGGACCAAGAAUGAAGAAGAACAACUUAAACAAUUGUUCAAUAUUCAUUAAGGUAAUUGGAAAUCUAUAAGCUCUUAAUUAAAUGGGCCAAAUCCAUUAGAAUGUAUGAAGAAAUGGUAAAGACUACAUCCAGAUUAAGUAAUUUUGUAAUCUUAAUUUAAGACUCUUUAAAGGUAAUAGUGGUCUUAAGAAGAAGAUGAUUAAUUAAUGUAGCUAGUUUAAAAGUAUGGAAAAAAAUGGAGUAAGAUAUGCACAGUGAUGGAUUGGAGAACUGGAAAAUAAGUUAGAGAGAGGUAUCUAAAUCAAUUGUAAGUUCAUAUUAAUAAUUAAUAAUGGACAAUAUAAGAAGACAAGAUGAUUAUCAAAUUAUAUAAAAAGUAUGGAACUAAAUGGAGUUAUAUAUCUAGUUUCCUUAAUGGACGACCUGUAUAUAUUGUUAUUUAUAAUAUUUACAUAGGAAAAUAUGGUUAAAAAUCGAUUCUAUGCCAAUUUGAAAAAGAGAUUCUAAUCUGAUUUAGAAAAAUAUGAAGAUGAAUAAUAUCAAGACUCAUCAGAUUCUUUUAAUGUAACUAAAUAUAAAAAGAAAAAAAAAAUUAAGACUUAGAGAUUUAUUAGUGAUUCUAUUUCAAUCAAAAAAUGUUAACUUUUGAAUGUAAAAUCUGAAAUUUUCAAAAGAAUCACAAGAUCAAAAAAUAAAGAUCAUAAAUAAAUUUAAACUAAAGAAGAAAAUAUUUAGGAACCUAUUUAAUGCUAGAAUCCUCUUUAAGAAUCUCCUUAAGAAUCUAUUGAAAAAGAAAAAGUAAUUAAUUAAUUUAUUUCACACCAAUUAUUAGGUGUAAAAGAAGAAAUGUUAUAUAAUCAAAAUACAUAGAAUUAAUAUAUGUUAUUUGAAUAUUAAUAAAAUUUUUAAACUCCAUAAUUACUUGAUUAGGGAAGAUUACAAUUUUAUUUUAAUUAAUAAUAAUAUGCAUAAUGUUAUCCUAAACAAAAUAACAUUCAAUAAAAUUUAUAAUUGUGUUAGAAAUGUAUUUAAUGUGAGAAUAUAAUUGACAAAAAUAAAUUGUAUUAUUUUUAAGAUAUUAAUCAAUUAUUCUAAUUGUUUUAAUAUCAUUUGUUUAUGUAAAAUCAACCCAUAUUAAAAAGUGAAGUUGAUUUGUCAUAAAUUGGAAAUCAAUAGCCAUAGCAAUAUACAAAUUUGAUAUUGCAGUGA